UUCCACACACUCACUCGCCGCAGGAGAGAAGUCAGCAGAUCACAUCUGGCCCAGGCUGCGCGUCGCCUCUGCUCCCCGUGCGCGCGCGCCAGCCAGCGAGCGAGCGAGUGUGUGUGAGAGUGUGUGUGUGUGUGUGUGUGUGUGUGUGUGUGUGUGUGUGUCGGUGAACACUCCCGGUGCCCCGGUUGACGGUAAAGUCUCCGCCGCUCGGCCGCGUUCGACGGCGGAGCGAGUAGCCUCGAACAGCCCCGGGACGGGUCCGCGGCGAUGGACUAACCGGAUCUGGACCUUUUCUUUCUUCUUCUUCUUCUUCUUCUUCUUCUUCAUCAUCGUCUUGGAUUAUUCCCCUGGUUUUGUUUCUUUUCUUUCCUCUCAGUGGAGUAACAUUUUUUUUUUUUUUUUUAAAUUUUAUUAUUUUUUUAUUAUCAUUAUUUAAAAAAGAAAAGAAAAACAAUGCCUGGAAAGACCAAGUACAGCCUGGUGGACGACGGACACGACCUGCGGAUCCCGCUGCACAACGAGGACGCGUUCCAGCACGGGAUCAACUUCGAGGCGAAGUACAUCGGCAGCCUGGAUGUGUCGCGGCCGAGCAGCCGAGUGGAGAUCGUGGCCGCGAUGAGGAGAAUACGGAACAGAAAAUUCAUCGCCGGCGGAGCCAGUGAGUAUGAGUUCAAGGUGAAAAACAUCAAGAAGAAGAAAGUCAACAUCGUGGUGUCUGUGGAGGGCGUGAAGGUCAACUUGAGGAAAAAGAAAAAAAAGAAGGAGUGGACGUGGGAUGAGAGCAAGAUGAUGGUGAUGCAGGAUCCGAUUUACAGGAUAUUCUACGUUUCCCACGACUCGCAGGAUCUGAAGAUCUUCAGCUACAUCGCCAGAGACGGACAGAGCAACGUCUUCCGCUGCAACGUCUUCAAGUCCAAGAAGAAGAGUCAGGCCAUGCGCAUCGUGCGGACGGUCGGCCAGGCCUUCGAGGUUUGUCACAAACUGAGUCUGCAGCACACGCAGCAGAGCGCAGACGGACAGGAGGACUGCCACGGCGAGAGGAACGGCCUCGACUCGACGCUCACAGGCGUGCGUGCUCAUCCACCUGUGUGUGUGUGUACUUUCCUCGGCUCAGCUCGGGAGCUGGCGGGCGAGGAGAAGACCGGCGCCGCUGAGGAGACGGACAUCGACGCCGAGGAGGCGAGCCACACGCCGCUGAAGGCGGCGGCGGCGGCGGCGACGUUGGCCGAGGAGCUGAACGCCAACAGAGGGGUGACGGACCUGGACGCCACGGUCAAGACGCCGGCUCUGCACCGCGCGGACGCCAAGGUAGAUCAGGUUUCAGAAGAGGCCUCUCUGCUGAUAUCCAGCCCCAGGAUGCUGCUCCCCGCAUCGGGCACCCUGCCACCGGCCGGCCCCCUGUCUGUCCACCACCAGAUCCAGCUGCUCCAGCAGCAGCUCCAGCAGCAGCAGCAGCAGACACAUGUGGCUGUAGCGCAGGUCCACCUGCUGAAGGACCAGCUGAGCGCCGAGGCCACGGCUCGGCUGGAGGCCCAGGCUCGCGUCCAUCAGCUGCUGCUGCAGAACAAAGACCUGCUGCAGCACAUCUCGCUGCUGGUCAAACAGAUCCAGGAGCUGGAGACCAAGAUGUCAGGACCCAACUCAAUGGGCUCCCAGGACAGUUUGUUGGAGAUCACCUUCCGCUCCACGGUACCUGCAGUGAUCUGCGACCCCACGACCCCUAAACCCGAGGUGUCGGGCCUCAACCUGCCCCCGCUGAGCGCCACCGACGGGACCUGCAACGCCUUCUCGUCGUCCAACGGGACCCUCGGAAGCCCCCUAGUCGAUCAAAGCAUGUUUGAGAACUCCGUGGCCCAGCAGCAGAGUCCUCAGAUCUCCAGGCCCGGUCAGCCCUCGGCCCGACGGACCCCGGCGUCGGCCAACUCCAACCUGGGGUCCAGCUCCGUGGUGGAUUCUCCCUCGACCUCCUCGUCCGGAGGUCAGCAGAGGCUGAAGAACGCCAUUAACCUGGGCAAGGCCGUCGGGGCAAAGGUCAAUGACCUGUUGAGGAGAAAGGAGUCCAGCCACCUCGGGGACAUCGGAGUGACUGAGGUCAACAAAAACGUUGGUGCCGUGUGGAGCUGCAUGGACGAACUCAACCAAACUACCGCCAACAGUCACAUCUCCUUCGACUCCUUCCCUCGGCUCGACCCGCCGCCGCCGUCGGGGAAGAAGCGGCUCCCUCGGGCGCUGAAGACGACCCAGGACAUGAUGAUCUCCUCCGACCCGGUGGUCUCCUCUCCGGACGCUGGCGACUCGUCCUCGUUCCUCUCGUCCCCCGGGAAGACGCCACUUAUCUCCCAGGAGGAGGAGGAGGAGGAGGACGAGCAGCGGCGGCAGGAGGGCGAGAAGGAGAAAGAGGGCGAGGGGUCGGCGGAUAUCGCGCCCCCUCUGGGCGACGCGGAGCAGAAAGUCUCGGAGACGACGGGGAGCAGCAGCAAGGUGGACGGAGCCAUCGAUGACACAGAAGCAGACGUGGAGGAGGACCGUCAGCACCGGGUCCAGCUCUCGGUACCAGACCUCAUCAACAAAGAUCCCCCGCUGCCGGAGCCCAGAGCCAACAGGCCCUGCGACAUCUGGCAGAAGGCGCCGGCGCCGGACUCCCGUCUCGCCUCCACCCCCCGCUCGGGGAAGACCGCCUGCCGCAUCAGCCUGGGCGAGGAGGUCCUCCUGGGGAACGGCGCCCCCUGCGGUAAGGACGAAGAGCCGCACCCGGACCUGCUGUCGUUCGAGUAACGAGCCAGAGGUCGGGGGGUCCGGGGGGUCCGGGGUCCGGGAUACCACUUCAGUAUGAUUCCAGUAGAGUAGAGAGGAUCAAAUAUUCACUGCCACUUUUUUUUAUUAUAUAUAUAUACAGUAUAUAUAAAUAUAUAUAUAUAUAUAUAUAUAUAUAUAUAUAGCUUUGCUUUGGGAAAAGGGAACAAGUUCUUCCAGGAGCCAGCACACAGAUCCAAUCUUCUGACUUUUCACCUGCUUUUUUUUUUUCUUUUUCAAGUGCAGAUGAGUUUAAAGGUCAUGAAGAUAAAAUCUGAUCGUCCACGUACGAGCAACAAGACACUACGAGCUUCUUAUUAAUGAUUUAAGAACCAGGACGGGUGAUGGUUGAGCAGCACGAGGGGAAACAACGGGGGGGUUGAACAGAUUUUAACAAAAAGCAAUCGAACCUGUAAAAGAUUCGAAUCAUCAGAUGUUUUAUCUCUUACGACAUGUUGAUAACAUGUGAUUAAGAAAACCAGCUGAUAAUUUAAUACUGAAUGUAUUCAAUGUUAUGAAAUACCCCUUUAAAAAGUCAAAUGACUGGUCAGCAUUAAAAAAAAACCUCAAUAUAGCAGCGUUAAGAUAAUAUAUCAUCAAGCAAUUCAUCACAUUCGUCAUCAUACUGUGUAAAGGGACAUUCCGUUACACUUUAGUCAUAAAUCCAUAUAUUUAUACUUAAGCUGCUAUAUAUAAAGGUAAGAAUCAGUUAGAAUCUGCGACUAAUAAGAUGAGCAGAGUUACUGUGAACGGCAGCAUGAAGGGAAACAGAUUCUGGAAGAGAAGAAGAAGAAGAAGAAGAAGGAAGUGAGUGGAAGAGACCGAGCGAACGUGGAUGUUUGAGGAGAGAGAAAAGGGUUUUUGGGGGAAAGUUUCCUUUUCAGUUCAGUUCAGUCAGAACAAAAUGUCAAGCAGAGAGUUACAUCAGCGCUGGAGAACUUUGGACUUGGCUUCAUCCAUAUUGAAAAAGCAUAUGGACGUUGGAGUCUUCUCCUACACUGACCCCUGAGACGUGAGCGCGACCUUUCAACGCUGGAACAAUCUCCGAAAAUUGAUCGAGUAGAUUUUAAAGAAUCCGGCUUUGAAUUCACAGUGAACCAAUUUGACAUCAUUAAAAGUAGAUUAAACAGAUGAGGAGGACAUUAUCACAGACUAACUUGACAAGGCAUCUUCGGAUGAGAUCAGUUCAACCAUGAAUUCAAAGGUAGAAACUUUUAAAUCGAGAUAAUUAAUCUCACAUUUCCAAAUUUUAGACUUUAAAUCUUGACGAGCAUCAGAACAAUGUACCAUGUAAUGUUUUUUUCUUAGUGACAGCCACGGUAGAAAGACACAGACAUUUUGAAGCAUGUCACCUGGCUCUUGUUAUUAAAAAUACUUUUUCAAUCUGCCAGUGCAAUUGCAAUUUAGCAAUUCACGAGGCAGGGACGCUGAACGGGCUGAACUGAAAGUUUCCCCUCAGAAAAAACCUGACCGAGCGCCGCGGCGACGGGACGGACUAGGCGGCACGUGGAAAGCGCGGCUGGACGAAGUAGUUGUUCUUUGAGCAGGAAGAGAGACGAGGCGAUGAGUUGUCACGAGGGAGAGACGAGGGCUGAGAGGCAGGUGUGUUUUAUUCCAGCAGAUCGUGAAGUGACAGAGUGACCGAAGGCACAAAUUAUCAGCUGCGUCAAAACAGACAGCGGGAACAGAAGCAGUAAUUCUCUGCUCUUCUAUCCUUUCACCAAAGUCGACGCAUCUCUCGUAUUUGAACAGCAGUUCAGAUCCUUGUUUUGAAUCUUUCGAGGUUUUUUUUGAACGCAACCCGGUUCUUCUUCUCUCCCGUCCAGCUGCCUCAGCCUCGUCCGCAGUUCGUGUCGCCGUCGCAGCGGAAGUCAGUAUUUUUACGACACUUGUUAUUCCGGGCGUCUGUUCCCGUGCAGCUGGACUGGACUCUUUUCUUUUUAGAGACGUGUGGAAAACACAGAACCCAGAGCUGUGGGGGGGCGGGGGGGCGGGGGGGCGGGGGGGGAACCACUUGUGUGAGCUCGGAGGGAUUUCCCGACCUCGGAAAAUAGCAACGACCACAAGAAAGAGAAGACAUUCCCAGAAAAGACGGAGACGGACACAGAGUCGUCUGUCGUCGCGGUCGGAGAGGAAUGUGGAGCUGGACGGAAAGAGGAGAAGCCUUGUUUCUCUCUCAGUGACUCUGACACGGCCGCAUUCAUAUCUACAGCCGUCAAUAAACUCUGCAGUUCACCCAGAUGACAACAAAACCUUUUCCCCCCCAAUUGGUUCUUAUCUCACACUUCACUGAUUUAUUUGUGGACAGUUUUUUUGUAAUCAACUUGAAGUAUACUUUUGAGGGGUUUUUUUUACAAUUUCGUGGCUAGAUAAUAUGGGAAAUAUUUUUUUGAUUUGGGCAAAAUGACUUUUCAGAGCAACAACAGCAGCUUCAAAAUCAUGUUGAUGGCUCAAGAAUCCAUCAAGUAAAAAGAAAAAGACCAAAAUUGUCAGAAAUUCGUUGCCGUAUGAGCUCAUGACCUGCGACGCUAAGAUGCCGAUUGGGAACAUGUGUCUUUUUUUCCCCGUGGCCUUUGUAAUCUGUCGUCCGUCUGAUCCCACUCCGGGACGAACCAGGUCCAUUUCACCGGACUGAACGGAACCAAACACUCGACCGCAGCUGCUUGUUUUCAGAGGGAGAAUUGAAAAGACUUUUUUUGGAGAUUGAAAAUUCUGCUUCAUAAAAACCACUAAACAACAAAAAAAAAAAGUUCUUUUAAUAUUUUCCAACGAAGGAGCAGCAUUCUGCAUUUUAUGGAAAUAAACGAGCGUUCUUUUCUUUUCUACGAUAUCUUUGAUUAUGCAAAUAGUUUCUUCUUUUCUUUUUUUUUUUGCUCUAACAAAAUGAAGGAAAGUGAUUUAUUUUGUAAUGUUUUUAAUAUUCAGCCAUAGAAUCUAGUGAUGACGAACUGUGUGUAAUGUAGCCGCCGCGGAAAUUUGAUGAAAGCUUUUCUAUUUUCAUGUUGAUGAAUCUUGUUGAUGUGAGUUCUGUAGCGAUGAUGAAUGAAGAAAGCUGCACAGAAAACCACCCUUUAUUUUGUAUCGAUUUCAUCUUCACACCGCUGCCAAUCGCGUGAAUUCUCUGAUUUUAUAUGUAUUGACAAUAUGCUACAAAAAUCUAAGUGAACCAAUGAUUUUGUAUAUUUCCUAACGUACCACUCUUUUUUUUUUAAAGUGGGGAUGUGAUGACUUCUGUAAUCUUUCAAGAAAAAACAAAAAUGGAAAUAGACGUAAUCGCGACCUUC
This is a messenger RNA of Scophthalmus maximus (turbot), 6077 nucleotides long. RefSeq names its product carboxyl-terminal PDZ ligand of neuronal nitric oxide synthase protein-like. Lineage: Eukaryota; Metazoa; Chordata; Actinopteri; Pleuronectiformes; Scophthalmidae. Bases 454 to 2775 code for a protein of 773 amino acids. The transcript has 14 exons. Gene Ontology annotation, molecular function: nitric-oxide synthase binding. The record is from RefSeq and is a predicted model, not a curated record.